AUGACAAGAAGAAGCAGUGGUGGUAGAGCCAGUAGUAGUCCCAUCAGUGGAGUGCUGAACAGUUUAUUGGUACUCAAUAACAAGAAACCACGGCAAAGCAGUCAGACCGCUACUACGACAAGCAGUAGAAUGAUCACUGCCAAUCUACAAAGAAGCAAACGGACUCAGUUUGCCGCGUCCACAGACAACAGCAGCAACCAAGAUGACAGUCUCCAGAACUACAACAUCCAUCACAACGGCAGUGAAAGCAAAAGUGAGAAUCUACCCGAGGAAAGCAGCAACAAUAAGAGCACCACCAUUUCAGAUUCUCCGCUUCCUAUUGUAUCCAAUCCAACAACACUGAUCAGUGCCGUGGCCAAUACCAAGGCUAGCAUUUCCACCACAACCGCAACCAAGAACAAAUCCAACAACCACCACCACAAAGAUCAAAACAACAACAAUAACAAUAAACAACCCUACAAUAAGGAUGCCAAAAACUCGCAAGAAAUCAUCCGCACCAUUCACCUACGAAACUUUCACAGGCAUCUCGAACAAGUCAAGAAAUUGGAUCUUGCCACUAAUCAGCACAAGACUACAACUACUGUGCUAGACACUGCACGAAUCAUGGCGGCAUCGGGAGUCUACGCCGGUGUAGUGGCCCUCGUGGCAUCGUCCACACCCCCCUCUUCCACAUCGUCGUUGGUGUGGACCAUUUCCCAGCAAAUGGUAUUGCCACACGUAUCCGCCGCCAGAACCGCACUCAUUUGGAUGGUCCAAUCCCUCGCCACGCCGGCGCUGGUUGCCGUCACGUUGUCCUUGGCCGCGUCCUCGAUGCAACAAUCUUGGGAGAGUGCCCUCCAGAUGCAACAGCAACAACUCGUGCGGACGCAGGUAGUCCUGCAAAUCAAGGCAUUGGCGCGAGCGCUCUAUCAAGUACUCGAUGAGUGUAUUCAACGAAUACCAUCGCAACAACAACAGCAGCAACAACGCAGCAAUACUAAGAAUGACAAUUCCCGGUUUCCACGACCACAUCCCAUGCUCGUCAGUCGCAGUAAUAAUGGCAACGACACGACAAAGAAUAAGAGUGCCACCCUUCAAUCCUCGGCCAAACAAUGCGACGACAUUUUGGCGGCUGCCAAGUGCUUGGCAUUUAUUGGAUAUGCCGCCACUCACCACUCAGCGGCAGACGUGGUAUCCCAAACACUGUUUUCCGAAAAAGAUCAGGCCGACCCGAUUCGGUUUUCCAUUAACAAACUGGAUGCCACGUGGGAACGGAUACGACAAGUCACAACCCGGUUCCAAAAGACGUGCUGCCGAGAUUUGCCCACUCCUAGUCAUUGGGAAGAGCGCAUUUUUGCACUCGAAACCAAUGUCGGAAUAUUGCAACAACAACAACAACUCGCUACUAGCAGUAGCAGCAGUACAAGAUCGUGGCGAUCAUCCUUGCCCAUUUUGUGGAUGGCAAUGUAUCCCUGGGUCAUGAUGGCCCGAGCACCGGCUCUUGCCGUGGUUUGGUCGGCCAUGGUGUAUUCUACCGUGGUUAUCAAGUCGGGAGGAGGAGGCGGUAUUAGGAAACAAGAACACAACAAUAAUAGCCACGAAGAUGCAUCUGCGUGGGGACGACAAGUUUUGGAUGUAGUACAAGAGCAAAUGGCCAUGCCAGCAUCCACAGUUGCUACCACUACUGCACCAUCACCAAGCUCUACAGGUACAUCGAACACACUGGCAAAAACCGUGACCUCAUUGUCACGACGCAAUGAUGCCAUGGCCAAUGGCAAAAGCAGCAAGAAGCCAAUUGACAAAACCCCCUUUCUCAUCCGUAAUGGAACGUCGCCCAUCAUCACCAAGGCUGCUACUACUAGCGCUGCUGAAGAACAAGGCGAAGUCGACGACAAGGACAGCCUUUUGCAAAACAUCGUCACAGAUGACGACCAUGGCGUAAAACAAGAAGGCCCCACCAAAGAUCAAGACUAG
Seminavis robusta is the source of this 1953-nucleotide messenger RNA. The record is from the annotation of a GenBank genome assembly. Lineage: Eukaryota; Bacillariophyta; Bacillariophyceae; Naviculales; Naviculaceae.